Helianthus annuus (common sunflower) is the source of this 1633-nucleotide messenger RNA. RefSeq names its product serine carboxypeptidase 1. Lineage: Eukaryota; Viridiplantae; Streptophyta; Magnoliopsida; Asterales; Asteraceae. Gene Ontology annotation, cellular component: vacuole. The record is from RefSeq and is a predicted model, not a curated record. The transcript is spliced from 8 exons. Gene Ontology annotation, molecular function: serine-type carboxypeptidase activity. The coding region runs from base 16 to 1464 and encodes 482 amino acids. Gene Ontology annotation, biological process: proteolysis.
ACAUACCUUUAACAAAUGAAGAUUGCAUUUCAUUUGUUUGUUCAUUUCAGUCUACUCGUGUUGGUAUCUUGCUACGGUGGAAACGGAUAUGACCCUCUUGAGAAUGCGUUAAAGAUUCAACGUUCAAGAAGAACAAUACCGAAACAUGCAAGUAAAGAUGCCACAGUCGAGAACUCGUAUAUUCCGGUCUACGUAGGUCCACAAGAUGGGUUGAAGGAUGCAGACAAGGUAUCCGAGUUGCCAGGUCAGCCAGCUGGCACGGACUUUGAUCAGUACUCAGGGUAUGUGACCGUUGACCCGAGCCAUGGAAGAGCACUGUUUUACUAUUUUGCAGAAUCACCAAUCAACUCUUCCACUAAUCCUAUUGUACUCUGGCUCAAUGGAGGGCCAGGCUGCUCUUCGAUUGGAGGCGGUGCCAUGAUGGAACUUGGACCGUUUAGAGUCAAUGCUGAUAGUACAACACUGUCACGGAAUAAAUAUGCAUGGAACAACGUUGCAAAUGUCCUUUUCUUGGAAUCCCCGGCUGGAGUUGGAUAUUCUUACUCAAACACGUCUUCAGAUUAUACAACUGGUGAUGCCCAGACCGCAAAAGAUUCAUAUGCGUUUCUAGUUAAUUGGUUAGAAAGAUUCCCAGAAUACAAAACUAGAGAUUUUUAUAUCGCGGGAGAAAGCUAUGCAGGGCAUUAUAUUCCUCAACUCACACAACUAAUACUUCAAAACAACAAGAUCACCAAUCAAACUGUCAUCAACCUUAAAGGAAUUGCUCUUGGAAAUGCGUAUGUUGAUGAUGAGACCUCAAAUACAGGAAUGUAUGAUUAUUUCUGGACACACGCAAUCAUUUCUGACGAAAUCCAUGAAGGAAUUAUUUCCAACUGCAACUUUUCAGAGGGUGCAAACAUAACAGGUGAAUGUAAUUACUAUCAAAGUGAGGCAUUAACUGCUAAAAGCAGCAUCUAUUUCUACGACAUCUAUGCCCCUUUGUGCUCAACAUUUAGCAAUAGCACACCAUCGAUAUCAGGAUUUGAUCCAUGCACUGGGAACUAUAUUCAUAAAUAUCUCAACACUCCUGUUGUGCAACAGUCGCUUCAUGCAAAACCGGUCCAGUGGGAAAAUUGCAAUGACUUCGUCGGUAUACACUGGAAGGACAUGCCUUUUACAGUGUUGCCUGUGAUACAGGAUCUAAUGGCCAGCGGCAUCAGUGUUUGGAUCUACAGUGGGGAUACAGAUGGGAGAGUACCAGUGACAACAACUAGGUAUGAUAUAAACAAACUACAAACACCAGUCAAGACACCAUGGUACCCAUGGAUGUACCAAGACGAGGUUGGUGGAUAUGUUGUGGGAUACCAAAACCUAACAUUUGUGACAAUAAGAGGAGCCGGACAUUUCGUCCCAAGCUACCAACCAGGGCGCGCUCUAGCAUUCUUCACUUCCUUCUUGGAGGGAAAGCUUCCUCCAGAUCAAUAACUAAAACUUUAAGAAUAGUAUGUUAAGAUUGAUGUUCAAACAUGGGUUCAAGUUAUAACUUUUGUUGUGAGUGAUCAUAAGUUGUGUUCAUCCCUAAUGUUUUCGUCUUGUAAUAGUAUGAAAUGCAUAAGAAAAUUUAUAAAAAACAAUAUACAAGAAAAUUAAUAAA